GGAGGGGGCCCGGCGCAACGCCGGGGUCUCUGCCGCCGCCGCCGGCAAGGCGCGCAGAGGGUGGAGUGGCCGGGCGGCGCGGUGGGCGUUGAUUCCCCCCUCUCGCUCGCGGUCCCCGCCGCCCCCUCCCACUCCCCCGCCCGUUCCUCUGCCGGCCGGCCGCGCUCCUCGCCUCCCUGCCCGGGCGGGCGCGGCCAUUGCGGCCCCCGGCUGGGCUGGCAGGAGGAUGAUCACCAACACGCGGGGCUUUCUUUGGUCGGACCUGGAGACGCGGGCGCUGCUGGAGAUCUGGGGGGAGGCGGACGUGCAGAGCGCGCUGGACGGCAACUUUCGCAACAGCCAUGUGUACCGGGACGUGGCCUGCCGCCUGGCCGAGCUGGGCUUUGAACGCACCCCGGAGCAGUGCCGCAUCCGCAUCAAGGGCCUCAAGCGCCAGUACUACCAGGCCCGCGAGGGACUCAAGAAGAACGGGCACGCCCGCAAGAUCUGCAAAUACUACGAAGAGAUGCACCGCAUUCUCAGCUGCAGGCAAGGCGGGCACGGCCUCGAUGGGCACGGAGUGGCCGAGCGGCCCCUGACUCCCGCGGAGAUGAUGGUGGCGGCGGCGGCGGCCGGAGACGAAAGCCACCACCAGCCCGCCAUGGUGCUCGCCGCGCCCCCUUCCGCCAGACAGAGCGGCCUCCGGAACAGCCGCCAGGCGGACGCGGAGGAGCAGGACGACGACGACGACGAUGACGAUAAGGAGGAAGACGAGGAUGGUGGCGAGCUGGAGUCUUCCCCGCCGGACAACUUCCAGGACGAUUCGGGCGAGUGCUCUUCUUACGCCGACCACGCCAUCAAAGUGGAAUGUCCCCCCUUCGCCAUCCCGCUCCCACCUGCUGAAAGUUUUAAACAAAUUAAUGCUCACACCAAUGCACCACCAUUAUUAUCUCAGGCUAAAAGAUCAAAAAAGCGACAUGCAAAUUUAACACUGGACAAAAUGAUGGAAAAGUUUUUGCAACAAAGUAUGGAUACUGAAGAGAAGUUUUAUAAAUAUGAAGAACAACGACUUAAAAUUGAAGACAAACGACGUGAAGCAGAACAUGCCAGGGAGCUCCAGAUGUUGCAGAUGUUGGGACAGAUGUUAGCAGGAAUCUCUUCCACAGUAUCACAAAGGUCCCAGUUUAUACCAAGUAAUCCUUCACAAAGAUCAAAUCACCGAUCGUAUGGAGAAAAUUUUAACUAUAAUUCUAUGACAGCAACAUUAUCUCCACCCAUAGUUAUAGAGAGAUCUUUUUCAGUUCACAAAACACAUUCUGUAAAGGAAAUGGAAAAUAUAUUUCAAUUGGUGAGAAAUGUUAUUCCACCUUUAACUGCCAAAAAACAUAAAGGCCAAGAUGGACGAAUAGGAAUUGUUGGAGGAUGCCAAGAGUAUACAGGGGCACCAUAUUUUGCUGCAAUUUCUGCUCUCAAAGUGGGGGCAGACCUAUCCCAUGUAUUUUGUACCAAAGAUGCAGCAACUGUAAUAAAAUCUUACAGUCCAGAGCUUAUAGUUCAUCCAGUUCUUGACAGCCCUGAUGCUGUGCGUGAGGUAGAAAGUUGGUUGCCACGACUUCACUCAGUUGUCAUUGGGCCAGGUUUGGGAAGAGAUGAUUUAUUACUUGAACAUGCCAAGGGCAUUAUAGAAAAAUCCAAGGUCAAAGGAAUUCCUAUUGUAAUUGAUGCUGAUGGUUUAUGGCUCAUUGCCCAACAGCCUUCUCUCAUUCAGGGUUAUCCUCGAGCUAUUCUUACCCCAAAUGCUAUGGAAUUUAGCAGACUCUAUGAAGCAAUGCUUAGAGAUCCUGUAGAUAACAAUGAUUAUCAUGGCUGUCUGUUAAGGCUCAGCCAAGCCUUGGGGAAUUUGACAAUUGUCCAGAAAGGCGAACGAGACCUCAUUUCAGAUGGAGAAAAAGUGCUUGUAUGUAGCCAUGAAGGAAGCAGCAGGAGGUGUGGGGGACAAGGAGACAUCCUCUCUGGGUCCCUAGGAGUCCUAGCACACUGGGCCUUUCUUGCAGGACCAGAAAAAACAAAUGGUCAAAAUCCCUUUCUAGUGGCUGCAUUUGGAGCAUGUUCACUUACAAGGCAGUGCAACAACCAAGCCUUUCAGAAAUUUGGACGGUCUAUGACAGCCUCUGACAUGGUUUUAGAAAUUGGAACAGCCUUUAAUAAACUCUUUGAAACCUAAGACCAAAGCAGCAGAAGAGGAAAAAGAAGAACAAGUCUAGCAGCCACGAAAGUUACAGUAGGAUAUCCUUGUACAAUGCACCCCUUUUCAAGUGCUGUUAACAGUAAUGGUAUACUAGGUAGUUUUUAUUUUUUAAAAUAAAAAGUGUAGGUAUUUUUAAAGGGUUUGGAAUAUUUUUUUCUUUCCCUUUUUUGGGAUGAAUAAGCUGUAGUUGCAGAUGUUAUAAUAAAACAAAACUGAAAGUAUUUCCUCAGUUCUAUCUUACAGGUUGGUUUUUGAGCAAUAACUACUAGUAGCAAAAAUAUUCACUUGAUAGGCAACAUAAAGAUCAGCCAUCUGUGGAUUCAUAAGCCCCAUAUAUAUGUAAUUUGAAUUCAACAGGGCUUAUUUUCUAGUAAAUACUUAAAGGUCUGUGGAUUCCCAGUCAUCCAGGUCAUGGUUGUCUCAAAGAUGCUUUUUCAAAAGGCACCUGGACCAUGUUUUUUCCUUGAGGAAGAUGAAGUUUCACUUCUUAUCCAAGAAGGUAAGGAUGGAAGGAUCAUAUUUCUUUGCAGUCAUCUUGGUCUUUAGCACUCUCUCUGAGACCAUACUCUCUGAGACUCAGUGACUCUCAAAGAGAGUGCUAACAAUCAGAUGACUGAAAAUAAAUGCAAUCCCUCCAUUGCCACCCACCCUCCCCCCAUCAUCCAGUUAGAACUGAAGAAGCUUCUUGGAUGAUAAGUGAAACGUCUUGUGUUUCUCAAGGAAAACACAGUCAAGCUGCCUUUUGAAAAAUCACUAAUUAUUUAAAUGUUCAUGGCCCUGGACUUAACUAAUUUCAGUGGAAUGAAAAUGAACUAUAUGUGAAAAUGGGAUUUUAAAGUACUUUGGUGGCUUGUAUUACAAUAUUCUUCCACUAGCUCUCAGCUUCCUAAUUUGAUUUGCAAGAAUUAAUUUGUUUGUUCUCGCAACAAUUACAGAGGUUCAGUUCUGUGCACUUAGUAUGCCACUUUUGAUAAGUGCCAUCUUUGAGCAGAGACUGCAUGCAAAUUGCCUUUGACUCCUUGGUCUGUAAAGACACUCAUUUUUGUUCCUUCUUGAAAGGAGGGGGGAAGGUUGGAAAUGCGUUGUUAGUUUUUGUUGUACAGCAGCACCAAGAAGCUGUAAAUCAUGGCAUGUGAAAAUAGAAUUUGUUUAGCUGAAUGUAUUAAAGCUUCAUCUAUUAUUCAGUGCUAGUUUAGAACAUAAAACCAAAUCAUUUGCGGAAAAAUUAGGCAUACUUAGAAUUAGGGGUUCAGCAGGUCGUAUUACAAAAGGGGGAAUGUUUUAGAAACAGUUCACCGUAAGCAAUUCUUGCAUAGUCUUUGCACAUAGAUAGCUGUCAAUGGAAAGUGUCCUUCAUGCUUUUAUACUAGCAUUAAAAAUCACCUUUUAACAUACUACUGCAUGUGGACGUGUUUUUAGAGGGGAAAAAAAAGUCACCAGCAUUGAAGUGAUUCAAAAAUGAAAAGUGAAGAAUUAACCUGAAUUGCACAAUAAGAUCCAGAUUGCAACAUAGAGAGAAGAUAGUUCAAAGUUCAAUAGCAAUUUAUUCUUAAUAUUCAGCAUCAUUGUAAUAAAGGCUAUAGAAUCACUCAAGCAUUCAGCUGCCCUAAGUGUAUCCUUUACUUCAGCUUUACUGAAUGAAAAAGUUUAAUUUGGUAUGAUUGAUGAACUAAAUAUUUUGAUUUCAACAGUUUCAUCUCGUAAUAAUGGUUUUCAAAAGACUGCAUAGAAAGAUGAUGGAAUAUAACUGGUUUACUUGAAUGAUUAACAACCUACGACUAUGCAUAUUUACUCAGAAAUAAUGUCCAACAAUUCAGUGGAGCUUAUUCCAAAGUACAUGUGGACAAUGUAAGCCUUAGUGUAUACUUUCUAGUGCGAAAUUAACACUCUUCUUUGUGUAUGGAUAAUUGCUACUGGGGUUUGUCACAUGUUACAGUACCGUUUAAUGCUAACUUUCUUUGUGCAAGCAAGAAAUUGCUCUGUAUAAAUUCAGUGCUUAUGAUUAACAUUUCAAUGCACUGAGAUUUCUACCUCAGAACAAUACAUUUGUUUUCUUUAUAUUAAGAGUCUUCUUCUUCUUCGGUUGUUUCAAAGUUCAGAGCACACAGCUCAUUGAAAAAAUUACGAUACAGGUUCUGCUCCUUGGAAGUAGGCGUGAAGGAUCGCUCUACUAUUUGUGGAGGAAUAAGACAGCGGGGAAGAAUGGUGGGCCUCUGCCUUGUUUCCGGUUGUACAAAUUGUCAUGAUUUUGCUUUCUGAAUUUUUGAAUUGACUCUGAACAAGAGCCUGUUUCUCUGGAACCAAAAAUAUUUCAAAACCAGAAUCUGCCUGAAGCAGAUCUCAUAUUGAAUUCCUACUUCUAGAAAAUUGCAGUAGAACUUAAUCCUUAUUCUUCCUAUCUGUGUAGGUGACUAGGAUGUUAUAAUACACAGAAGUUUUACAUGACUAGUCUCCACAUCUAAACCACUCAGUGCAAUUUUUUUAUUUCUUGCAUGUUGAAGGGAAUCUACGGUAGGACAUGCAAGUUUUUGUCUAAACCCCUAUAUCUCUCAUGUCUGCUCCAUUAUACAAUCUGAAGUUAUUUGAGAUACAAAAGGCAAGUCAACCAUUCAAGACGCUUCAUUUGUGGGUGUUAGACCCAUAAAGUGGAACGGGUUCCCUGUGUUGUUGAACUCAUGGCAAGUUUUUGACAAAAGGAAGAUGUUAAUCAUACACUAUAUGUUGUUUUCAGUUAACAUGUACCAGAGUUCUCCCAUAAAUUUGAAACCAUCAUUAGACCUGAGUGAUGGGAAAGGUGAACAUUUAAGUUAAAUUUGUAGGGAAACCAAAUGUCCAAUUUUUCAGGUGGCUCAGAUGAAUAACUACAUUAAAUCUGCCUGUUUUUUAUGUUGUUCACUAGUGUAUAAAGAUUUACAUUUGAAACUUUCUGAAGCUGUAGGAGUUUCUUUUGAGGAAAUAAAAAUGA
Molecule: messenger RNA, 5192 nt
Organism: Pseudonaja textilis
Lineage: Eukaryota; Metazoa; Chordata; Lepidosauria; Squamata; Elapidae
Gene: NAXD
Product: NAD(P)HX dehydratase
Biological process (GO): metabolite repair
Molecular function (GO): ATP-dependent NAD(P)H-hydrate dehydratase activity
Source: RefSeq, a predicted model, not a curated record